AUGUCCUCGUACAUGCACAGGGAUUAUUCUCAGUUGCAGCCUGUAGAGCACAUUGUACAUUCAAAAGUGGAUAUUAAAAGUUCUUCAUCAGACUUGACUUCGUCAACGUCUUACAGUAGCAAUCAGACUGGAAUGUCGGUGGAGCAAAGUCCUGCAUACUUUCCUUCUUCUUAUAUGGAUAAUAGACAUGACUACUCCAUCGCUUUUUGCAAUCCAUCUGCUGUAAACUACAAUAUUCCCGGGAACUCCAGUGAUUCGGAAAGUUCCGUAAUGAGACAAGCUGUCAGUCCAAGUUUACUUUGGACGACCCCAGACCAUGUGUCUCCUGUGACCUUGCAUUGUCAGUCCUCGAUGCUAUAUGCUGACCCACCAAGAAGUCCGUGGUUUGAAGCCAAACAAGAAGAACACAUCUUGCCUCUGAACAGAGAGGCAGUCAAAAGGAAAUCUACAAACAGCGAAUGUCCGACUCACAUUGCAAACAACCCUGGAUCUAAAAGGGACACCCAUUUCUGCGCAGUGUGCAGCGACUAUGCGUCUGGUUACCAUUAUGGCGUCUGGUCGUGUGAAGGCUGCAAAGCAUUCUUCAAAAGGAGCAUUCAAGGACACAACGAUUACAUCUGUCCUGCAACAAACCAAUGCACUAUAGACAAAAACCGGAGAAAGAGUUGCCAAGCUUGUCGACUUCGGAAAUGCUUUGAAGUAGGAAUGAUGAAAUGUGGAACAAGGCGUGAACGGUGUGGAUAUCGCAUUGUACGGCAUCGGCGCCACUCAGAAGAUCAGAUGCAUUGUAUUGGAAAAAACAAAAAGAUGAUUGAAAGCCUAGGACGGGUAAAGGAGGUACUCCCUUGCUCCAUAGGCCCGGAACAGUUUGUGUUGAGUUUACUUGAAGCAGAACCCCCAAACGUAUUGCUAAUGAACCGUCCAAUCAAACCCUUCACAGAGGCGUCCAUGAUGAUGUCCCUGACCAAGCUUGCCGACAAGGAAUUGGUUCACAUGAUAGGGUGGGCCAAAAAAAUUCCAGGUUUUGUGGAGUUGAAGCUGUAUGACCAAGUGCGGCUCUUGGAAAGCUGUUGGCUGGAAGUUUUAAUGAUGGGAUUAAUGUGGAGGUCUAUUGAUCACCCAGGAAAACUAAUUUUUGCCCCAGACCUUGCUUUGGACAGAGAUGAAGGUAAAUGUGUGGAAGGAAUUUUGGAAAUCUUUGACAUGCUUCUAGCUACUACUUCGAGAUUUCGAGAGUUAAAACUUCAACACAGAGAGUACCUGUGCCUGAAAGCUAUGAUACUCCUUAACUCCAACAUGUUUCCAUUCUUCAGUGCCGAGGAGGAGUCAGAAAGCAGCAGAAGGCUCCACCACCUUUUAAACACUGUAACCGAUGGUUUGGUUUGGGUUAUUGCCAAGAGUGGGAUUUCAUUCCGGCAACAGUCGACACGUCUGGCUAACUUAUUGAUGCUUCUCUCUCAUGUUAGACAUGCCAGUAAUAAAGGAAUGGAACAUUUACUCAACAUGAAAUGCAAAAAUGUGGUGCCAGUCUACGAUUUGCUACUGGAGAUGUUGAAUGCACAUACUCUACGAGACCAACGGAAGUCCAUGACUGCUCCAGGUUACAUCUCCAAGUCACAGAGUGAGGGAAGAGACACAGGACUGCCUGCUCAAUGACAACACAGAACACGAACACAAAUCCGGAAUGCAUUCUUAGAGAGACCAAUUAUUCCAAGGUAA
Molecule: messenger RNA, 1719 nt
Organism: Pelobates fuscus (common spadefoot toad)
Lineage: Eukaryota; Metazoa; Chordata; Amphibia; Anura; Pelobatidae
Gene: ESR2
Product: estrogen receptor 2
Exons: 8
Coding region: 1-1656 (551 amino acids)
Biological process (GO): estrogen receptor signaling pathway; cellular response to estrogen stimulus; regulation of transcription by RNA polymerase II
Cellular component (GO): chromatin; nucleus
Molecular function (GO): steroid binding; estrogen response element binding; zinc ion binding
Source: RefSeq, a predicted model, not a curated record